UGUUGCUUAGUAACCCAUAAUAACAACUUUAAAUUUAUAUAUACGUGUACAUUACAGUGUUUUUCAUGUCAUUAUACAUUUCAUAAAAUAUAAAUUUGUUGUCUUCGUAUUAAUCAUUUAAAAUUUUUGUAAUAUCUUUUAAUUAAUACAUUAAGUAUAAGAUAAGAAAAAUUCAUAGGCAAGCAAACUUGUUAUAAUUUUCAAGAAAUGACAAGAUGUAAUAAGAGUGAAGUUAAUCUUAAAAGCACUGAUAUAUAUUUUGCAAAAUUAUCUUUGUAACCCGUAAAUUUAUAUUGAAUAGUGUACAAUCAAAAUGGACAAAGUUAUUUUGAGCAAUUAACAGCGUACAAUUCUAUGAGCGCGCAUUUGCGACGCAUUUUACUAGCAAAAUGUGUUGUAGAUGCCAGAAACAAAACCUAUAUGCGUAAAAAAAAGCAAGCAUGUAAACAAAUUGGCUGGAAACCAAAAUGUGCAAAAACAGAUAUUACAAAUAAUAUAAUUGAUAAGUUGGCAUACGAUACUUCAUAUCAUCCAGCGGAUUUUUUAAGAAUGAAUAAUGGUUCAAAGUAUUUUUGCCAAUGUCAAGCACAGAAAUAUUUUACUACUUGUUAUGAUUGUAAUGCAAUCUGUUCAAAACCAAAAUUACGUAAUCACUUAGCUUAUAUUAAUUCUCCAAUAUAUAAAAUAAAUACUUCAGAGCCAUUUAUAUCGAAUAGUAGCAAUAUAAGAAAACAAUGCACAGAAUCAAAUACUAAUUAUAGAAAAAUAUUUAAUCCUAUAAAUACGAAAAACGCAUUGAAAUUUCAUGAUGAUAGAUAUGAAGAAAAUUCAAUGCUAUGUGAAUCUUGUGGUUUUUUAUCACAAAACGUCAAUGAUGAUCUUUCAUCAGAAAUUAGCACAUCAAGAAGUGAUGAAAAUGCUGAUCAAUUUUAUGAUAAUUUAAUAGAUAAUCCAAAAAUCGAUGAAAAAGAUGAAGAAGAAACAUAUGCUAAACUUAUGUAUGAAAUUACACAUGAAAUAAUAGUAAAUGGUUUAUAUACUGAUGAUGAAUUAAACAAGAUAUUCAAAAAAUAUAUUGAAAAAAACAAGAAAGUUUUAGAUAUGAAUCGAAUGUUGUAUGAAAUUUAUCAAUUGAAACUUGCUUUGAAUAUAUCGGAUAAUUCAGAAGAAGAAGAUAUAAAUAAUGUUGCAUAUCAGCAAUUAUUAAAUAUUAGCAAAGUUCGACCACCAACACCACCGAAAGUUUUAAAUGAAGAUAGAGUAACUGAAAAAUUAAUGUGGUAUCAAAAAUUGGAUAAAGUCAAAAAUAAUUCAAUAGGCAAAAAAUCAGUUUUAUUAGUUGAUGCUAAUCCUGAAUUACGUGUAACCGAAAGAGAUGUCUUAACAUCAUUAAUAGAAGCUGAUAUCGAUCCUGAACAAGCUCGAAAAAUUUAUAAAAAACUUUCCUUCAAAAGCAAAGAUAAUUUAUUGAUUGACACAAAAAGCAUACAAGAUUCAAAUGAACAUGAAAUAGAAAAAAGCAAUCAAUUUAAUUCCAAUUUAAUAGAAUCAUAUAAGUUUGGAACGAAAAUCGAAAAAGAUGAAAAUCAAUUCAAAAAUGAAAAUUCAAAUAAUAAAUAUAAAAUAGAAGAAAACGAACAAUUUAAUUCCAACUUCACAGAAUAUGAGAUUAAAACGAAAAUUGAAAAAGAUGAAAAUCAAUUCAAAAAUGAAAAUUCAAACAAUGAAUGUAGAAUAGAAGAAAACAAUUUUAAUUCUAAUUUAACAGGCCAUGAGAUUGAAACGAAAAUUAAAAAAGAUGAAAAUCAAUUUAAAGAUAAAAAUUUAAAAAAAAAAUAUAGAGUGAAAGAAGAUGAACAACUUAAUUCCAAUUUAAAAGAAUCAUAUGAUGUACAAAUAAAUGAACAAGAAAAAGCUUCUAUGACUGAUGAUCUUAUAAUAUUAAAGAAUAAAAAAGUACAAAUAUAAAAGAAUAGAUAUAUAAUGCUGAACUAAGGAAAUAAGUAACAAUUUCUAAAAUAUAUUUAUAUAAAUUUAAAUAUUCAUGUUGAU
Molecule: messenger RNA, 2052 nt
Organism: Apis laboriosa (Himalayan honeybee)
Lineage: Eukaryota; Metazoa; Arthropoda; Insecta; Hymenoptera; Apidae
Product: TNF receptor-associated factor family protein DDB_G0272098-like
Exons: 9
Coding region: 355-1968 (537 amino acids)
Biological process (GO): microtubule cytoskeleton organization
Cellular component (GO): axoneme; ciliary basal body
Source: RefSeq, a predicted model, not a curated record